AAAUAUUGUUAAUACUUUUUAUUACUAUUAAUGUUUUUUAAAUCAUUAAAUUGUAUCUUGUUACCUUGGGAACCGAAACAUUAUAUUUCCCCAGCGUUUAUUUCGCAGUAACUGGCAACUCCGUGCCGUCAGUAGAAGCGCAGUCGCUGAUGGGGGGAGUUGACGUGAUGGUGGACCGCGUCUAUAAGCGGCUUUAAAUGGACACAAGAGUUUGACGUUGAGAUGUAUUCAUCGCAUUGCGCGGUAUUUGCAUUGGUUGCCAAGUAAUGCGUUAAUAGACGCCCGACACGCAUUAAAGAGCAGCAGGGACAAGGACGUUUUCCAGCUCUUAAAACAUGACAAUGUCCAUAACACAAGCUUGCCAAAGUCUUGCCCUGUCUACAUGGCUGCUGUCGUUCUGUUUCGUGCAUUUGUUGUGUUUGGACUUCACGGUGGCGGAGAAAGAGGAGUGGUACACCGCGUUUGUCAACAUUACUUACCUGGACCCUGUAACAUCUGAGAUCCGGACAGAGAAGACUGAGUGCGGGAGAUACGGGGAACAUUCUCCUAAAAAGGAUGCCAGGGGAUUUGUGUUCAUGCCUGCUCUUCUGCAGGACAGACAGGGGUGUGACAGCAAUACUAAAUUUCCCCUGUCCCAUCCCAGCAGUCAAUGGAUAGCACUGAUAGCUGGAGGAAACUGUACAUACAGAGAUAAAAUCAGACAUGCAGCUAUUCUCAAUGCAUCUGCUGUGGUCAUAUUCAAUGUGGGCUCCAAUGAAACCAUCACUAUGCCACAUCAAGGUAGCGGUGAUGUGGUGGCUAUCAUGAUCCCUGAGUCCAAAGGUCGUGAGAUCAUGGCUCUGCUGGAGAAGAACAUCACUGUGUUGAUGCACAUCAGCAUCGGGACACGGAACCUGCAGAAGUACGUCAGUCGCACCUCGGUGGUGUUCGUCUCCAUCUCCUUUAUCGUCCUCAUGAUCAUCUCGCUGGCCUGGCUGGUCUUCUACUACAUCCAGAGGUUCAGAUAUGCCAGCGCACGAGACCGCAACCAGAGACGAUUAGGAGACGCGGCAAAAAAGGCCAUAAGCAAGUUACAAGUGCGGACCAUCAGGAAGGGAGACAAGGAAACCGAGUCUGACUUUGACAAUUGUGCCGUGUGUAUUGAAGACUACAAGCCUAAUGAUGUUGUGAGGACACUGCCAUGUCGCCAUGUGUUUCAUAAGAACUGUGUCGACCCUUGGCUACAAGACCACAGAACCUGCCCCAUGUGCAAAAUGAACAUCCUCAAGGCCUUGGGCAUCCAGCCCGAUACAGACUGUUAUGAUGACAUCCCCCAGGACUAUGAGUCAUUCGGUGGUCCGCCCACCAAUCCGGUGACGGAGGCCAGUGAGGUCACAGUAGGUGAGAAUUCAGUGGUCUUGGAUCCAGCUGUCCGAACAAUAGGCCUUUCACACAUGUACCAUGAGAUUGACUCCUUUCCGCAGAUGGGAGAGAGCAGUGAACAGCAGCCGUCUGUGAGUCACCAUUCAGACACUUCCCUCAUUAUGCCUGUGGAGAUGAUCCUGUCCGACGUGGACCUUCAGUCUGAACCAGAACUUGAAGACGUGAAGUCUUGAGGGGUCACCUUCAUGCAAAUAAACUCUCUGUGCCAUAAAUGGAACGGGUCUGGAGCAAAAAAUAUUGAAAGCACACAAGAGCAAUAGCAGCAUAGGUGUGUGACAUCUUCUCACACCAUGAGCCCUUGUAUUUUGCUCUGUUACCUCUGUUAUCUUUAAGCUCAUGUUGAUGAAAAAGCCUGUCCCUAUUUGUAUGUUUGUAUUAUGGAAAUUUCGAUGGUUUCAGCUUCCCUAUGGGACCACUGCCAAUACGCACAGGAUAUUUCACAAUGAAUUUAUAUACAGAUACGUAACUCGUAGAUUUAUGCGGCCAACUACUUGUGCUUUAAAUGGUGUGAACUAGAACCAGCUUUUGUGAAAGUCCUAGGUUAUCAUAUAGUGUUGUCUCACGGGUAGGAGAAAGUGGUGCCAGUUUUUUCAAAAGUUGACAUGAGUAGAUAGAAAUAACUGUGAUUAAAGUCAUUGUUUCUAAACACAUUGUUAGAAAUGUAUUGCUAAAACACAUUACAAAGACUAUGAACUAUGUAGUACUAAAUUGUGGAGUUACGCCGUCAAUCAGUUUUUCCACAUUUCAUGUUCAGGUUUAUUUGGGCGGGGCUAAGACGGUGGCUCGAUGAUGCACUGGAGCCAUCAAGCAUGGUCCCGCCCCUAACACCAUCGCAAGCAUCCACUCUGGUUGUAGGUGUAUUUGAAAGUUGAGAGAGGCGGCAGCUUUCCCGCAGUGGGCGUGGUUUCUGCGUUGAGAAUGGACACGCCCCCAGCGUUAGAGAGCAGAGAAUGUUGUUUAUUUUUCCUAGAUUUUGAUAACUCGCAAAUAAAUAUUUUUGCGUUAAUAUAACCCAA
Messenger RNA from Misgurnus anguillicaudatus (oriental weatherfish), 2438 nucleotides. It is a transcript of the gene rnf150a, whose product is annotated as ring finger protein 150a. NCBI's taxonomy places the organism in Eukaryota, Metazoa, Chordata, Actinopteri, Cypriniformes, Cobitidae. The record is from RefSeq and is a predicted model, not a curated record.